Messenger RNA from Fusarium redolens, 2045 nucleotides. RefSeq lists its product as uncharacterized. Gene Ontology annotation, biological process: regulation of DNA-templated transcription. Lineage: Eukaryota; Fungi; Ascomycota; Sordariomycetes; Hypocreales; Nectriaceae. The record is from RefSeq and is a predicted model, not a curated record. Gene Ontology annotation, molecular function: zinc ion binding; DNA-binding transcription factor activity, RNA polymerase II-specific. The transcript has 2 exons. The coding region runs from base 143 to 1810 and encodes 555 amino acids.
GUUAGGAUCACCAAGCGGAACGAGUCUUCUUUUCUUCUGUCUUCGGCUUGAAAACUUCUGCAGAAAUCACAGCACAACAAAAAGUGACUGAUGCAUUUACUUGAAGUUAAAGCAUUGGCUGACAUUUUUUGAUACCGUCGCCAUGGCUAACGUCGGGUCUGAAGUGGCCACUGCGACUGGUGCAAGUCGACCGCGGCGGCGAGCCUAUCACACCAAGGCCAGGACGGGCUGUCGAACCUGCAAGAUCCGCAGGGUACGGUGCGAUGAAGGUAAACCUGCCUGUAAUCGGUGUACCUCUACUGGCCGAACAUGCGACGGUUACACGUCUUCCUCGUCCCUGUCACCAUCUUCAUCACCAUCCCCCCUACACUCUGACUCUCCUAGCCCUGUCGCCGAUCUCAAGCUUAUCCUACCACGUCAGAGCCCCGAGGAAGUACGCAGCUACACUUAUUUCCUUGAAGUCACAGCCCCAUCCCUCGCCGGCGCUUUCUACGCCGACUUCUGGCUUGCCGAAGUGCCCCGCGUCUGUCUCUCUGAUGCAGCCAUCUGGCACGCCGUUGUCAGCCUUGGUUCUGCCCAUGAGGACUUUGCAGAAAAUGGACUCGGGUCGCGGAGCAUAUUUGCUCUAAAACAGUUCAACUCGUCUAUCCACUGCCUCACCGAGUCACGAUCGCCGAGACAUGCAGAUCGGUGGAGAGCACUUGUUGUGAGUACUAUAUUCACAUAUGUAUGUACUAUAAAAGGGCUUCAUGAUCAGACGCGCAUACAUCUCCAGGCUGGAUGCAAUCUCCUCCGCGAGCUUCAGGACCAUGGCACCAAAACUUCAAAGCAGGACCAAGUCCAGGAGACUACCAUUGUACCAGUUCCGGUAUCACUUGCUCCGAUACAGUCUAUUCUGAUCAACCUUGAGUUUCAUGCAAAUGCACUUGAUAAUGGCGGCAUUACCGGUAAUCUGACUCUGCUCUCACAAAACAAGACGCUCAACGCAUGGCGAUCGUAUACAGCGCCACGGUCCUCGCCCCGCCUAACAUCAGAAGACGUUAACCAAGCCUAUCGCGCUGCAGAGUCUUUGAUGAGUGGACUAGUCCUGUUCUCCCAAGAGCAUGCCAAACAUCUCGGGGAUCUUCAGACUGGCAAGUCCGGACCUGAAGGGCUGUCCAUGUUGGUCGCGCGACAGGAGGUGCAUACACGAUGCUUCAACGAAAUCAGGAAAGCAAUCAGCAUGUUCCAAUAUGACAUAGCCCGAAGCUCAGGACCUGCAACCCAAUUAGAAGAGCAUACUAUUCUCCCUUUGCGCCUCUUGUAUAACACCAACCGUCUCCUACUUAUUCAAGAUCCCGAUGAGCCUGACAUGGUCGAUCGUCAACAUGGCUUGCCUGACCUGUACACCUCUAUAGUUGACCUCGCUGAAGAAAUCAUGGAUCUUGAUCCUAUCAAGACUCGCAGGGUAUCUUACACUCAGCAACUCUUCUUAGUCGCUCACAGCGGCAUCGGACAGGCAACCCGCCAGCGUGCUGUGGAUCUUCUCCGGCGCCCGCGGCUAGAGGGUGGUUGGGAUAGUGUCAUCUCUGCAAGUCUUGCCGAAGCGAUUAUGCAGAGAGAGAGAGAGGCGGCUUGGGAAUACUUAGUGGAGCAAGGCUUGGAUACUGAGACCGUUGGGCAUGAAGGAGAGGAGGAGAUCAAUCCAAUGUUUCGCAUAUUUAACAUUACAUUUGUUUUUACGGGGAGAAGAGAGGCGCGUGUUGUCCUACGGACGUGGCGGGAGAAACUCAACGAUGUCGCUGGGCGGGGAAGGGUAAUACGGUGGUGAUGAUUUUUCCAUCGGACUACUUUGACGCCUGCUCGGAUGACACCUCCCUGUGACGAUUGAGCUGUUGGUAUUGCAUUGGCCAAGAUAUCGGUAACUACUUCCAGAUCCUCAGAGAAACUUUAGCAAAUUUCUAUUUAUUUAGAAAUACUGUUGCCGCUGCAGACAGCUUGAAAGCCCCCAGCCGCUACACCCCGCCCCAGAAGUCUUGGUAUCUUCGCUCAGCCUUAUUGCCAAG